This is a messenger RNA of Tetranychus urticae (two-spotted spider mite), 1707 nucleotides long. Its product is annotated as prostatic acid phosphatase-like. The record is from RefSeq and is a predicted model, not a curated record. NCBI's taxonomy places the organism in Eukaryota, Metazoa, Arthropoda, Arachnida, Trombidiformes, Tetranychidae. Gene Ontology annotation, biological process: dephosphorylation. Gene Ontology annotation, molecular function: phosphatase activity.
AUAGACAACAGUUGGCUCAAUUUAUUAUAAAAGUUCAACUUAAUUAGAUCAACAGUUAGUUGUUAAGUGUUCAGCCAAAUGGUUCACUUAAUUACCAGUUGAUGACUAUGAUUUAGGCAUCAAAAUACAUUACACUGCAAGUGAUCGGACUAGUCAAGUUAACCAGUUUAACCGGUUAUUUACAUAUUGUAUUAUAACCAGAUUAAUUUAUUUACCAACAUUGUAACAAAAUGUCGCCAUCUUUUUUAAUUGUGUUCUUAAUUAUUUGUAUAAAUCAUUCUCUUGUCAUUGGUGAAGAUCCCUUGCAGCUGAAAUUGGUAGCCAUUGUCCAUCGCCACGGUGAUCGCGCUCCUUUAAACUUCCUUCCUGGUGAUCCUUAUUCAGAUGAUAUCUUUUGGCCUGAUGGCAAAUCACAGUUACUUGCCUCUGGAAAAGACAGAUUGUAUCAAUUGGGUGAAUCGUUGAGGCUCUAUUAUGACAAUUUUUUAACCCACAAUCCAAGGGAAGUUCGUGCAAGAAGCUCUGAUGCCGAUCGAUGUAUUGAAUCAGCUGAAAUGCUAUUCCAUGGGCUGUACAAAGCAAAGGGGCGAUGGAUCUACAACAGUAAAACCGAUUACCUUCCAAUACCAAUACAUACGACUCCAACUAUGUAUGAUAGGAUGUUGGCUGAAGGAGUUUAUUGUCCAGUGCUCAAUAAAGAGACUCAGGCUGUCUUUGAAAGACCAGAGUCAAAAUCAUUUUUAACAAAAUACUCAACAACACUAGCCGUUUUAACCCAAAAUUUGGGAUUAAAAUUCAACGAUUUAGGUUUGGUUUUUGGUAUUUUCGAUGCUUGGAUGAUUGAAAAAUCACAAAACUAUAAACUACCAAGCUGGAUGACUGAAUCCAUUUGGAAUGAUCUUAUCGAGAUGGUCAACUUAUACUCAACCAUUCAAAACGAUUCCCCAAUAAUACAUCGUCUUCGAGCUGGAAACUUCCUUGCAGAUCUGAAAAAAUAUUUUAUCCAAUCAACUGAACCAUCAAACGGUAAACAACCAGUAAAGCUAAUAACCUAUUCAACACAUGAUACUAUGUUGGGAUCAUUCAUGUCCACUCUGAAAAUCUUCAACAAGAUAAGAGUGCCUUAUGGAGCCGCACUGUUGAUUGAAUUGUUAGCUUCGCCUGAUAAUAAGCAGAACUAUGUUCAAAUCAAAUAUUGGAAUGAUACUCAUGUCAACGAGCAACACAAAUUAACACUACCUUUCUGUGAAUCUGGACAGCUGUGUAAGUUGGAUCAAUUUUUGGAUUACAUCGAUCAAUUUAUACCAACUGAUUGGGAAUCCGAGUGUUCCUUGAAUAAUACAGAGUCGGGACCUUCAGCUGAAGACAACAAGCGAUUUGACGACCAAGAAAACGAUAAAGGUUGGGAAUGGGUUGGAAUUGUCGCCGCUACCUGUUUAUCAAUAAUUACAGUGAUUAUUGUAAUGCUAUUUGCCUCAUUUGCUUAUGAUUUAUACAAAAAAUCAUAUCGAGUUAAAAGAUCUGAUAGAGAGAAACAAGAAUAUGACAGAAUAUUGUAAAUUAAUUAUAAAUGACAUCCUAAUUCAUCUGUAUCAAUUAUCAUUACACAAUGUAAAUAGAGACUGACUUUAAUUCAGUUUAAAAGUAAUUUCACCAAUUGAAAACAUUUAAUUGCUAAUUUUGCUAAUAAAACAAUUGGAUAUCCAA